Daucus carota subsp. sativus is the source of this 1437-nucleotide messenger RNA. RefSeq names its product protein FAR1-RELATED SEQUENCE 5-like. The coding region runs from base 1 to 1437 and encodes 478 amino acids. The record is from RefSeq and is a predicted model, not a curated record. Lineage: Eukaryota; Viridiplantae; Streptophyta; Magnoliopsida; Apiales; Apiaceae. The transcript is spliced from 2 exons. Gene Ontology annotation, biological process: regulation of DNA-templated transcription.
AUGUAUGAUGAUAUAGGUAGUAUGCAUGAAAGUAGUGGUAAUUUGCAUGAUCAUGGUGAGGAUAGUGUUGAUGGAGAUGACCCUAUUAUUAUUCCCUACUUGAAUCAACAAUUUCCUAAUUUACAAGCCGGGGAGAAUUUGUUUAGGGCGUAUGCUUUAAAGAAUGGUUUUGAAACUAAGAUACAAAACACACAGAAGCGUGCCAAAGAUAAAUCCAUAUAUGGUCGAAUGUAUGUUUGUAAUUUAGCGGGAGAAAAUCGUGGGAAAAACCCCGUUGAUGACGAUGAAAUUUUGAUUGGUAGUCUUGGUAGUGUUAAGGGCAAACGGCGUAGAGAUGUGCUUCCUAGGAGUGGUUGCAAAGUUAGAAUGAAGGACAACAUGGGAGUUAAUGAUGCUCAAGCCGGUUUGGAUUUGUUGUACCGUUUGCAAGAAGAGAACGGCGGUAAGUUUUUCAUCAAGACUCUCCUCGAUGACGAACAAAGAUUGAAGUGUCUUGUAUGGGUCGAUCCCCGCUCUUUGAUGGCCUACAAAAACUUUGGUGAUGUGGUUGCGUUUGACACUACAUAUCGAACUAAUAGGUAUGCUAUGCCGUUUGUGCCUUUCACCGGAGUCAACCAUCACUAUCAAUCAAUACUUUUUGGUUUUGCACUCGUUCGGGAUGAAUUGAAGACAACUUUUGAGUGGGUUUUGAGUACUUGGCUAGAAGCAAUGGAAGGCAAAGAACCCUUGGCUAUCAUAACCGAUCAAGAUCAAGCCAUGACCGCGGCUAUUGAAUCACAACUUCCGAACACAUCACAUUUGUUAUGCUCAUGGCACAUUAGCAACAAAUUCCCCGAGAAACUUGCAACAUAUUAUUCCAAGGAAGGGUUUAAAUUUGAUUUCAACAAUUGCAUAUAUCACUCUUUGACUGAAGUUGUGUUUGAAGAUCGGUGGAAGGCUUUGGUUUUGAAGUACAAUUUGGAAGGCAAUACAUGGCUUCAAGGGUUAUAUGCUUUGAAGCAUAAGUGGGUCGAGGCUUACAGAAGAAACACUUUUUCUGCGGGUCAAAAGACCACAUCAAGAAGUGAAGGAAUGAAUGCCUUUUUCGAUGCCUAUGUUGGUUCUUGCACCGGUUUGAAAGAUUUUGUAGAGGGUGCACAAAAAGCUUUGGAGAGGCAAUUCAUGCGUGAGAAAGACGAGAAUUAUGUGACGUUUCAUAGAAGUCGCUGCAUGCAAAUGAAAACCGCUCUGGAGCACCACGCAGCUUCCAUUUAUACGAAAGAAAUGUUUCGAAGAUUUCAGGAACAAUUGGUUGAAUCAUCUAAGUACUUUGUGGAGAAAGAUAGAGAUCGGUCCUUGGAAGAUGUUCAAGACACGUUCUACAAAUGUUAUAGACCGUUGAUGCGUGCUUCUCAGAGAACCACGUAUCUUGUAUCAUUCAACAAGGCGUCAUUAUAG